CUGCAGCUUUCCCAGGCGGCCCCUACACAAGAAAAGGAGUACAAGUCCACACAAGUGGUUUCAUUCUUGCAAGUAUAUGAGCGCAGUGUGUGCCAGGUUCGGGAGACCUUGGUGGACGUACUCCAGGAGUACCCAGAUGAGGUGGAGUACAUCUUCAAGCCAAGCUGCGUGGCACUGAUGAGAUGUGCAGGCUGCUGCAGCGACGAGACUCUGGAAUGUGUGCCGACAGGGACGCACAACAUCACAAUGCAGAUCAUGAUGCUUAGGCCUCAUAGCAGUCAGAACUAUGUGCAAAAGAGUUUCCAGCAACACAACCAGUGUGUAUGCAGACCAAAGAAAGAAGUCCAAGAAGUUAGAGUCCAACAGGAAAAAAAAGCAAAACGAGGGAAGGGCCUUAAACGAAAGCGCAAGAAAAUCCGGUACAAAUCGCACCGCUUUCUUUGUGAGCCUUGCACAGACACAGAGAGGAGAAAACACUUGUUUGUCCAAGACCCCAAGACCUGUAAAUGUUCCUGUAAAAACACAGACUCACGUUGCAAAACGAGGCAGCUUGAGUUAAACGAAAGGACUUGCAGAUGUGAAAAGCCGCGGCGGUGAGAUCUGUAGAGAGUCUCCAGGAAGAGACGAAAUGGAAGAAAAAUGAAGGAUCGAAAUCAGCACAGCACUUUCUCAUGCAUUCCAAGUCCCACGGAGGGGCAGAAUAACUGUAUAAUUCAGUUUAAAAAAAAUCCCAUUUCUCCUUAACACAUUUGAUGCUGCUACACACUGAGAGCCAAAACAGCGGGGGUCAUUUUUUUUUUUUCCGGAUUCUUAUAAAUAUAUUAUUAUUAUAAUAAGUAAAUAUAGAUAUAUA
Messenger RNA from Nanorana parkeri, 853 nucleotides. RefSeq names its product vascular endothelial growth factor A (gene VEGFA). The annotation marks the transcript as partial. Gene Ontology annotation, biological process: vascular endothelial growth factor receptor signaling pathway; vascular endothelial growth factor signaling pathway; positive regulation of endothelial cell proliferation. Gene Ontology annotation, molecular function: vascular endothelial growth factor receptor 1 binding; heparin binding; chemoattractant activity. The transcript is spliced from 7 exons. Gene Ontology annotation, cellular component: membrane. The record is from RefSeq and is a predicted model, not a curated record. NCBI's taxonomy places the organism in Eukaryota, Metazoa, Chordata, Amphibia, Anura, Dicroglossidae.